Nicotiana tabacum (common tobacco) is the source of this 1671-nucleotide messenger RNA. Its product is annotated as adenylate isopentenyltransferase 5, chloroplastic. Gene Ontology annotation, biological process: tRNA modification; cytokinin biosynthetic process. Gene Ontology annotation, molecular function: tRNA dimethylallyltransferase activity. Gene Ontology annotation, cellular component: mitochondrion. The record is from RefSeq and is a predicted model, not a curated record. Lineage: Eukaryota; Viridiplantae; Streptophyta; Magnoliopsida; Solanales; Solanaceae.
AGAGAAUUACACCAAAUGAAAGAUCUAUACCCUUUUCGAUCUUAUAACAAAAGCUCCAUACUUCUGUAGAUAACACAUACUAAACGCACAUUCCUUUAACUUUUGAUCAGAGAGGAAUUAGUUGGAAGCUUUCUGCAGACUGUUUACCGCAUACAUAAUUCUUAGUCCUGUAAAAAAGGUUUUAUAGCUUUUACAUGAUGAUGAAUAUUGCGUCAUAUGUUUCUUGCAAACAAGUUCAUCAUCAGCCACUUAUUAAUUUCCGAGAGGGUCUAACUAUCGAUCCCUUUAUGCCCCGUCGACGAAAGGACAAGGUGGUGAUAGUUAUGGGAGCAACAGGGACUGGAAAAUCUAGACUUUCAAUUGAUCUAGCCAACCAUUUUCAAGCAGAGGUUGUGAACAGUGACAAAAUGCAAGUGUACAAAGGUCUUGAUAUAGUCACAAAUAAGGUAACAGAGGAGGAGACCUGUGGAAUCCAACAUCAUUUGUUAGGAAUUGCUGACCCUAAUGAAAAUUUCACUUCCACUGACUUUGUUCACCAUGCUUCGAUGGCUGUGGGAUCAAUAACAAGAAAGGGUCACCUACCGAUAAUUGCUGGAGGGUCGAAUUCGUACAUUAAGGCCCUAGUGAAUGAUGACAUUGAGUUCAAAUCCAGGUACGAAUGUUGCUUUCUCUGGAUUGAUGUGGACCUGGCAGUACUGCGUCGAUUCGUGUCAGAACGAGUGGAUAAGAUGGUGAAUGAAGGGUUAGUAGAGGAAGUGAGAGAAUUUUUCAACCCUGAAGGUGAUUACACAAAUGGAAUUAGACGUGCAAUUGGAGUUCCAGAAUUGGACCAAUAUUUCAGAAAUGAGAAUAAUAAGUUAAUAGAUGAAGAUGCCCGUAAUAGGAUUCUUCAAGUUGCCAUUGAAAAAAUUAAGGCCAAUACAUGCAAAUUGGCAACAUGUCAACGUCAAAAUAUUCUUAGACUUGAGAGCCAACUCGGGUGGAAUAUUAGUCGACUUGAUGCAACUGAAGCAUUUGAAAAAAAAGGUGGUGAAGGGCAUCAAGCUUGGCAUAGGCUUGUCUCUGUACCAAGUACUCGAUUUGUUCGCCAUUUUCGUCGCGAAGAACUUUUCAAUAUCCCUUCUCCUUCCUUCUUGCCUGCAUCUUCUUCCAUUAAUAUUGAAACCACCAAACCUCCUGCAAUAUUGUCCACUUUUUGAUCUAUCUUUACUAGCUAGUUUCAUACUGUGGCAAUAUAAUUAUAAAAUCAAUAACUCUGAGAUUUUGUUCGCACACGCAACAGAUCCUGGAAAGUCUCCUUUUUUUUUCCUUACUGUUUUUAACUGACAGAGGUUGCUGUCAAGUUAGUUAUGGACUUGGAAUUCAGUGCCUUAACCUCCCUAUCUAAAAUAUUGGAGAGUGCUGGCAGCUAUUUUUCACAAUAGGUGCACGGGCCAAUUUUUGAUACCCUUUUGUUAUAGGGUAUUUUUCUUAGGUAGUUUGUGGGGUCUUUUAACUUUUAGAAUGUCUAUAUUGUAUUUUUUGAAUCUAAAUAAACCGUGUAGAACCUUUGCCACCUCAUUCUUCAGACGGAAAAACAAUGAAGGAUGAGUGGCAUUUUGGUAUCUAAAUUCUGUACUUUGACAUGAGCUGUAUUAUUCUCACUUCAAUGUAUAGUCAUGUUUAAAAGUA